Molecule: messenger RNA, 3357 nt
Organism: Apus apus (common swift)
Lineage: Eukaryota; Metazoa; Chordata; Aves; Apodiformes; Apodidae
Gene: FMNL1
Product: formin like 1
Biological process (GO): cortical actin cytoskeleton organization; regulation of cell shape; cell migration
Cellular component (GO): cytosol
Molecular function (GO): actin filament binding; small GTPase binding
Source: RefSeq, a predicted model, not a curated record
CAUGAACCUGCCGCCGGACAAGAUGGAGCUGCUCAACCAGUAUGACAACGAGAAGAAGUGGGAGCUCAUCUGUGACCAGGAGCGUUUCCAGGUGAAGAACCCCCCGUCCGCCUACAUCCAGAAGCUGAAGAGCUGCUUGGACACGGGUGGCGUGAGCAGGAAGUUCAAGAGGCGAGUGCAGGAGUCGACACAGGUGCUCCGGGAGCUGGAGAUUUCCUUGAGGACCAACUACAUCGGCUGGGUCCAGGAGUUCCUCAACGAGGAGAACCGGGGCCUGGACGUGCUGCUGGACUACCUGGCCUUUGCCCAGUGCUCUGUCACGUAUGACAUGGAGAGCGCUGAGAACGGCAGCCCAGGCUCUGACAAGGGCAGGGGGCCCGAGCGGUCGCUGGAGGACCUGAGCAAGAGCAGCUCCUCGUCACCCCCCCAGGCUCCCCACAAAGCCCGGCACCUCACCGUCAGGCUGAACCCCUCGCACAGCAGGAAGGCGCUGAGGAGCUCCCGCCUGGUCAGCCAGAAGGACGAUGUCCACCUCUGCAUCAUGUGUCUCCGGGCCAUCAUGAACUACCAGUCUGGCUUCAGCCUGGUGAUGAACCACCCAGCCUGUGUCAACGAGAUCACCCUGAGCCUCAACAACAGGAACGCCAGAACCAAGGCGCUGGUGCUGGAGCUGUUGGCUGCUGUCUGCCUGGUCCGAGGUGGCCACGACAUCAUCCUGGCUGCCUUUGACAACUUCAAGGAGGUCUGUGGGGAGAAGAACCGCUUUGAGAAGCUGAUGGAUUAUUUCCGCAACGAGGACACCAACAUCGACUUCAUGGUGGCCUGCAUGCAGUUCAUCAACAUCGUGGUGCACUCGGUGGAGAACAUGAACUUCCGAGUCUUCCUGCAGUACGAGUUCACCCACCUGGGGCUGGACCAGUACCUGGAGAGCCUUCGCCUGACCGAGAGCGACAAGCUGCAGGUGCAGAUCCAAGCCUACCUGGACAACGUCUUCGACGUGGGGGCCAUGCUGGAGGACUCGGAGACCAAGACGGCCGUGCUGGAGCACAUGGAGGAGCUGCAGGAGCACGUCAGCCAGCUGACCGAGAAGCUGCAGGAUGCGGAGAACGACUCCAUGGCCAAGAUAGCAGAGCUGGAGAAGCAGCUGAGCCAGGCGCGGCAGGAGCUGGAGGCUCUGCGGGAGCAGCUGAGCCCCCCGCGCCCGCCCAGCCCCCCGGCCCCGCAGCCCCAGGAGAGCUACCGGCGGGCACUGGAGCAGCGCCUGGCAGAGCUGGAGGAGAAGGGGCUGGUGCAGAUCCUGCGGGGGCCUGAUGGAGACGUCGCCAUCGAAAUUGUCCCCGUUGUCAUAGAAACCCCAGCAGCCCCCGUGGUUACCGGGGAGGCCACCACCGGCACCACCGGCACCACCGGCACCGACACCGCCCCAGGUACCCCGGAUGUUCCAGCUCCAGCUCCACCCCCACCCCCUGCCCCCCCCUUGCCCCCGCCUCUGCCAGGGGCUGAGCAGGACCCCCUGGUGCCUCCCGCACCCCCCCUGCCCCCAGGCCCCACUGUGCCCCCAGCUCCUCCGCUCCCAGGAGCUCAAGUGCCACCACCCCCACCACCACCCCCAGGGGGGCUGGAGGGCCCCAUCCCCCCCCCUCCUCCUCCCCCACCCCCCCUGGGGGGGCAGCUCCCAGCUGGGCCGAGUGCCCCCCCCACCACCAAUGGUUCAGUGAAGGUGAAGAAGCCCAUCCAGACCAAGUUCCGCAUGCCAGUCUUCAACUGGGUGGCUCUGAAGCCCAACCAGAUCGAUGGCACAGUCUUCACCGAGCUCAAUGACGAGAAGGUGCUGCAGGAGCUGGACAUGAGUGACUUUGAGGAGCAGUUCAAGACCAAGGCGCAGGGCCCUGCCUUGGACAUCAGUGCCCUCAAGGUGAAGGCCACGCAGAAGGCUCCCAGCAAGGUCACCCUCAUGGAGUCCAACCGAGCCAAGAACUUGGCCAUCACCCUCCGCAAGGGCGGGCGCAGCGUCCAGGACAUCUGUGCGGCCAUCGAGAAGUAUGACCAGCAAGCCCUGAGCCUCGACUUCCUGGAGCUGCUGCUGCGCUUCCUGCCCACCGAGUACGAGCGGACGCUGAUCGGGAAGCUGGAGCGGGAGCAGCAGCCGCUGGAGGAGCUGUCGGACGAGGAUCAGUUCAUGAUCCGCUUCAGCAGGAUCCCCCGCCUGGCCGAGCGCAUGAACGUCAUGAUCUUCCUGGGCAACUUCAGUGACACAGCCCAGCUGCUCAUGCCACAACUCAAUGCCAUCAUCGCCGCCUCCAUGUCCCUCAAGUCCUCCAGCAAACUGCGCAACAUCCUGGAGAUCGUCCUGGCCUUUGGGAACUACAUGAACAGCAGCAAGCGUGGGGCUGCCUACGGGUUCCGGCUGCAGAGCCUGGACGCGCUCCUGGAGAUGAAGUCCACGGACCGCAAGCAGACGCUGCUGCACUACCUGGUGCGGGUGAUCACCGAGAAGUACCCGGAGCUGAGCGGCUUCCACACCGAGCUGCACUUCCUGGACAAGGCGGGUUCAGUGUCCCUGGACAGCGUCCUGCAGGACGUGCGGAGCCUGCAGCAGGGGAUGGAGCUGACCCGCAAGGAGUUCAUGCGGCAGGACGACAGCCUGGUGCUCAAGGACUUCCUGAAGGUCAACUUGGAGGUGAUGGAGAAGCUGCAGGCUGACAGCAAAACCGCCAAGGAGGCCUACGAGUCGGCCGUGGAGUACUUUGGGGAGAACCCCAAGACCAGCCCCCCCACCACCUUCUUCCCUGUGUUCAUGCGCUUCAUCAGAGCCUACAAGAAAGCAGAGCAGGACAUUGAGCUGUGGAAAAAACAAGAGGCUGCAGCCAAAGAGGCAGAAUCCAGCCCCCCUGGCAGCGAGGAGCAGCCCGAGGUGAAGCCCACCCAGCGGGCCAAGCGGCAGCAGAUGGACAUGAUCGCCGAGCUGAAGAGGAAGCAGAUGGUGAAGGAGCCGCUGAUCUACGAGGGGAAAGAUGGGGCCAUCGAGGACAUUAUUUCAGACCUGCGGAACAAGCCGUUCCGCCGCGCCGACACCGGCCGCGGCAGCGCCAAGAAGCGGGCGGGGGGACAGACCCUGCAGGCGACGCCGGACCUGGCGCUGUGACCGGCGCCGUCCCCGCUCUGCCGGGCAGGACCGGCCUCCCGGAGCAGGUGGGACCGCAGGACGCCGACCCGCCGGCCCGGGACGACGCGGGGCAGCGGGGCCGGUGCCCGCUCCCGGCUGCUGCAGCCGCUUCGCCUUCCAGCUCCCACCCCGCGGGGCUCCCGCACAGGGACCCCCCGGCGCUUGCUUAGCGAUGCCCCCCGAGCUCCUCU